Molecule: messenger RNA, 3666 nt
Organism: Vespa mandarinia (Asian giant hornet)
Lineage: Eukaryota; Metazoa; Arthropoda; Insecta; Hymenoptera; Vespidae
Gene: trpl
Product: transient receptor potential-like
Biological process (GO): regulation of cytosolic calcium ion concentration; calcium ion transmembrane transport
Cellular component (GO): cation channel complex; plasma membrane
Molecular function (GO): protein binding; store-operated calcium channel activity; inositol 1,4,5 trisphosphate binding
Source: RefSeq, a predicted model, not a curated record
CUGACCUCCUAUUCAGACAAGCAUUAGAUGUACACUUCUUCGUACACGUGGUUCAUCUCGACAGUUAUUUUCCGUACAAAGGAAAAAAAGAAAAAAAUAAAAAAAAGAUGUGCAACGAUGAUAUUGUUAUACCGUUUAUUGCCGAUAAAUUAAUACGAUAAACAUUCGAAAAAGUGUUGGUGUUUUUAUUUAAUUGAACGAAUAAUAAUCGAGGAUACAACAAAAAUGGAUUGUCAAAAAUCGGAGAAAGACAUGGAAGCACCGCCAGAAAAGAUGGAAGACAUUGUUCUUCAUCAUACAAAACCAUUGAAUCUAGAAGAAAAGAAAUAUCUUUUGACUGUCGAAAGAGGUGAUUUGUCAAAUGUGAAAAGAAUUCUUCAGGUAGCAAGCAAAGGUGAAAUCAAUGGUAUGACUCUCGAUAUUAAUUGCAUGGAUAGUCUCGGUCGUGGUGCAUUAACGUUAGCGAUAGAAGCAGAAAAUCUUGAGAUGAUUGAACUUCUUAUUGUAAUGGGAGUGGAAACAAAGGAUGCUCUUUUGUAUGCCAUCGAUCAUGAAUUUGUCGAAGCCACUGAAUUGUUAUUAGAGUACGAGGAACUUUUGACAGCGAAUGAGAUUAACGAGCAGAAAGACGGCAAAGAAGUUGUUCAUAGUUGGCAAAAAAUCGAUCCGGAGUCUGCUCGGUAUCCAGCCGACAUGACGCCAUUGAUACUAGCGGCGCAACGGAAUAACUAUGAGAUUUUGAAGCUGUUGUUGGAUAGAGGAGCUACUUUACCGAUGCCACACGACGUUAAAUGUGGUUGCGAAGAUUGUCUUCGGUCGACUGCAGGUGACCCAUUGAGACUCUCUUCGACUAGGAUAAACGAGUAUAAGGCAUUGGCUAGUCCAAGUUUGAUAUCUCUCAGUUCUCCAGAUCCUCUGAUGACAGCAUUCCAAUUAAGUUGGGAACUCAAAGAGUUAGCUUUGACCGAACCAGAAAGUAGAAAGGAAUAUUUAGAACUUAGAUGUCAAGUUGAGAAAUUUGCCGUUGAUCUGUUGCAACAAGUACGAACUACGACAGAGCUAAAUGUUAUUUUGAAUUAUGAUCCCGAGGAAGAUAGUCUAUCAACUAAACGAUUGGCAAAACUUGAACAAGCGAUACAAUUUAAACAGAAGAGAUUCGUCGCUCAUUCUCAUGUUCAGCAAUUUAUUGCAGCUAUUUGGUACGAAGGUGUCCCUGGAUUUCGAAGAAUGACCAAUGUUCAAAAAUGUUGGAUAUUACUGAAAACAGCCCUCAUGUUUCCCUUUUAUUGUAUAAUAUAUUUUUUCACUCCGGAAUCAAAGAUGGGCCAACUCUUGCGAAGACCAUUCGUCAAAUUUUUAGUACACGCAUCAUCCUAUUUAUUUUUCUUAUUUAUACUGAUCUUAGUAUCGCAACGUGUGGAAAUAGAAGUCGUGAAAAUUUUUGGGAAUGAAGAAACCAAAAAGAAUCUUGAGAUUCAAAUAGCUCGACAAAGAGGUGCAGCGCCAUCACCACUAGAGUUCGUGAUAGUCUUGUACGUUCUAGGAUUUAUAUGGCAAGAGACAAGAGAGGUUUAUGUCGAUGGCUUGAAAGCAUAUCUUCGAAAUAUGUGGAACUUCAUCGACUUUACCAGAAAUUCCCUUUACGUUCUAACAGGAUUUCUACGAGGUGCCGCUUAUUUUCGACAGGCAGCAGAAAUCGAUAUGGAUCCAUCAGCUGCACUAAUACCAAGAGAAAGCUGGAGUGACUUUGAUCCACAGUUGAUUGCUGAAGGUCUUUUUGCAGCAGCAAACGUGUUUAGUGCUCUCAAAUUGGUACACCUGUUCAGCGUGAAUCCGCACCUUGGACCACUUCAAAUAUCCUUGGGCAGAAUGGUGAUUGACAUAAUCAAGUUCUUCUUCAUUUAUACGCUAGUCCUAUUCUCCUUUGCCUGUGGCUUGAAUCAAUUGUUAUGGUACUUUGCUGAGUUGGAGAGAAAGAAAUGUUACAAUGACAUUGCUGAUCCAACUUGGGAUGCAGGCAGUGAUUCUUGUAUGAGAUGGAGAAGAUUUAGCAAUCUAUUUGAAACCUGUCAGAGUCUAUUUUGGGCUAGUUUCGGAGGAGUUGGUAUAGAUAGUUUUGAACUGACAGGAAUCAAAACGUAUACCAGAUUCUGGGGUCUCUUAAUGUUCGGUUCCUACUCGGUUAUUAACGUAAUCGUUCUUUUGAAUCUUCUGAUCGCCAUGAUGAGCAACAGUUAUGCUGUCAUCGAAGAACACGCGGACACGGAAUGGAAAUUUGCUAGAACGAAGUUAUGGAUGAGUUAUUUUGAGGAAGGUGGUACUCUUCCUCCACCAUUCAAUAUUUUUCCCCCACCAAAAUUAUUCCUCAAAUUUUGCGGCUUAUCAAAGAAAAAAAAUAACGUGCAUGACGAUAUUACAAAUCGACGUUCACAAAAUCAAAAAUAUGGUAUUGUAAUGAGAGCUUUGGUAUGGAGAUAUGUGGUUAAUUCACAUUCCGUACAUGAAACGGAACCCGUUACAGAGGAUGACGUACACGAAUUGAAAUCCGACAUUUCAUCGUGGCGUUGCGAACUUCUUGAUAUUUUACGUAGAAACGGCAUGGACAUCGCUGGAAUCAAUACCAAAGAGAGAACUGUACUGGGUAGGAAGAUGAGAAUAUGGGAGAGAAGAUUGAUGAAGGAUUUCCAAGUGGCAGGGCCUUUCACUAAAUCAAUAGAGGAUGCUGCACAAGAAGAAUUGACUCUUCUUCAACCUACCGAAGGCGAGGAUAAUGUUGCUAGGUGGAAGAGAGUUGCUAGAUUGGCGGUAUUAAAAUCAACUCAACAUCGUUGGGGCCAAGUCGUGAAUAGCGCGAUUCGAAGCUCUCAAAUCGGUAAAAGUUAUAGCAGAGCAUCUUUACAAAGUCAACAGAAUUUAAUGAGAGCAAUAGAAGAAGCACGAAAGUUAACAGCUAAAGCUUCACUAACUCCAAUUGAACCAAUACAAUUACCACAAAGUACAGAAGCAACGAUACUUCAUGUACUUCAUGACAUUGUUGAGACUGAUAAUUAUGUUAGAAAUGAUGUACCGAUAUUGACAGUAACGGGUGAGCCUGAUCAGCAAUCGCAGAUCAUGUCGACUGUUGGCUAUAUCGAUGAAAAAUCCAAACGAAAUUAUCAAUCCAUCGUACCGGCACGAGUAUCGUCAUCGCAACCAACUAACAAAAAGGAUGAAAAUAUUUAUAUGGUAAGUACUCAAGGUCAAAGUUCCUCGAACGUAAUGCAGACGAAGAUACCAAUGAAGAAGGAAUCUAGCAAGGUCACGCCCAGUUCACCGAAGUGCAAUCAAAUUAAAACAAACAAUGCGCUUGUUUCUACCAACAUUAAUAAUACGGGAGAUUCUGGAAUAAUAAUAUCACGAUCAAGAGCUACUCUCAGUCCAAGAAAAAUCGUGGAUGGUCCCAAAAUCAAUAAAUCGGACAGCAAAAGUCAUAAAGAGGAAGACAAACAGAGAUUGGUGAACAUAAUGCCAAAGUCACCACGUUUUUCUACGAGUAGAUCACCUAGAAAAGGGGGAUGGCUUUAAAUAAUGUUACAAAGACUCUUUUUUUAUUGUCACUUGCAAUUAUAUCUUUAUCGCAAACAAAAUUGUAUAAUGAAAAUGAAAUAUACAUACAUAUAUAUAUAC